AGUCAGAACGGUGCCAAGUCUCGAAGCGGCAGCACACAGCUCGGAGAAUAAAUUUUCGGAAUAAAAAAAAAUACUUUGUAAAAGUUUAAAAAAUAGUUCACCCAAACCCAUUUAACAAAAACCAAAGCAUAAAGCAGUGAAUAGUGCCAUUUAUCAAAAUUUACCACAAAACAACAAGUUUUGGAAUUCCAUGCUGUUUCGCUACGCGCAUUCUCUUCGGACUUCCCAGUGCAAUUAAUUGAAAAGAUCCCUUUUUCACAUCAGGGUUGCUUUGGAAAAUAUAACAGCAGUUUUCGGCAAUUCGUGCCAACGUAAAUAAAAUCAAAUCAAUUCGCGGCGAUCUGGCAUCUCUGUCUGCAGGGCUACUCCGAUAAACCGACGUUCAUUGCGCGCGAAAACAGUCAAUCGCUUCUCAAUCGCCGAGAUUUGUUAUUUUCGGCUGCUGUUGCUGUUUUAGUUGACGGACUGGCUACCGGAAACGCAGCCAUGGUGCUAACCUGCAAGCUGUGCCGCAGCAGCGAGCAGGACGAGCUGAUCUUCGGCACUGUGCACGUGGAUGGCAAGAUGAUGGUGCACCGCAACUGCUUGUACCUCAGCUCGAAUCUUAUCCAGCGCGGCGACAGGAACUUGGACAUCAUGAACUUCCGCAAGGAGGACAUCGAAGCGGAGGCCGAGCGCUGCCGUUCGCUUAAGUGCUGCUAUUGCCGCCGCUUGGGCGCCAAUAUUGUGUGCUGCAAGUCGGGAUGCCGUCGCACCUUCCAUACCAAGUGCGGCGCCGAUAAUCUGGCCCAGAACCAGUUCUGCGACACGUACAAGUCGUUCUGCCAUCAGCAUGUGCUGGUGCAUCGCCGCCGUCCGCAGUACAAGAAGGACGAGGAAUGUCUCAUAUGCGCGGAGGACCUGAUUGCCAAGGGCGAGCGCUUCAGCGGGGUGAGCUGCCUAUUCGCGCCGUGCUGCCGCAAUGGAUGGUUCCACCGCAGAUGCCUGCAGCGCUACGCCAACUCGUCCGGCUACUUCUUCAAGUGCCCGCUGUGCAACAACGUUGAGGCGUUCCGCAGGGUGGUAUAUAUGGGCAUCGCCGUGCUGAACCAAGACGCCUCCUGGGAGACUGAGCCGGGCGCCUUUGCUGAGCUGUUCCGCCGCGAUCUCAUUUGCACGGCCACGUGUUGCGUUGCGGUGUCUGGUCGCACCGACAUUGCCGCCAUGCUGGUGUAUUGCACCACAUGUGGCGCCAAUCCGUGUCACUACUUUUGCACGCUGAAGACCUACGAUACCUACGUCUGCAAGGUUUGCUCAGCCGUCACCCCGGAGGCAGUGCCCGUUAUCGAAGUGGACUCGGAUGACGCCGACUCAAUGGACGAUAACAGCUCUCAUCAAGCCGUCACCCACCGUUCAUGGCACGAAAAUGCUGAUGAGAUUCCAGAGAAGCUAUCACCCUCCUUCUGCCAAGAUUGCGGCUCCUCCGACGAUGAUGCCGUCUUUCAACGCGCGCUCGAUACCCAGUCGCAUGGUCGCGUGCAGACCCUCUCCGAUGAUCAACCAUCUACUUCUGCGGCUGCUCGCGCUUUAGCCAGUCGUGAAACUCGCACAUUUGAAUCACAGGGAACGCAAACAACAACAGUGCUCUCACGUGUAAUAACCUCGUUCGCACAGUCGUUUCGCCCUACUACUGCAACUAGGACAUCAACAUCUACAUCCACAUCUACAUUCACAUUCACAUCCACAUCGACAUCCACAUCGACAUUUGAUAACCAGGAAAACACUGCGCCGUCCACAUCGACUAGGCGUCGUAUCUUGCGUCCUAGAUACACCAUGCCAGUUAGAAUCGCCGAGUCGGAUAGCGAUGACAGCGAUGAACAAGAGUCAAAGAGGCACCAACCUUCGCCCACUUCCGCUGCACCGUCGAAUCGCAGGCGUCUAUUGGGCUCCAUCUCGCCGGAGGCGAGCACUUUUGCUGCACGUGCCUUACGUCGCCGCACUUUCGCCAACGCGCGUCCCACGUACGCCAACGCGCAUCCCACGUACGCCAACUUGGAUACAUCCUGUGUGGCCAAUAGGACCCGCAAUCGCUUGCCCGGCCACAUGGCCGCCCGCAGGGAGUAGGAGGACAGAUGGCAUUACGAUUGAUCACACUCGCACAAAUCCAUGUACACAGCAAGAUCAAUAUGGAUUUACUCUGAGUGGGCAGGAUACCUAGAGGGACUAGGAGUUAUCCUGUUCCACUCCCACACUUCCACAUUCAAUUUACACAGUAUCAAUAUGAAUGUAUCCUGAGUUGCCAGGAUACCUGCAGGGACUAGGAGCACAGCAGACAUCACGACACAUAACACUCGCACAUUCCAUGUACACAUCAGUAUAUCGAUAUUGAUGUCUGCUGUGCGGCCAGUUUACCUGCAGGCAUAAGAACGGAUGACACUACGACAGAUCACACUCGAGCAUAGCAUGUACACAUCAGUAUCAAUAUGAAUGUAUCCUGAGUGGGCAGGAUACCUGCGCAGGGACUAGGAGAACAGAUGACACACACACAACACUCGCACAUUCCAUGAACCAUCGCAUCACAUCGACUAGGCUGUGGACCAAAUUCGUGCGUUUGGUUCGCACCUGCUAUUCUCAUUGUAGCUUUGAUUUUCAGCCUUUUGUACAUACAGAAUCCCAUUAAAUUCCUGUUCUCCUAGCGGCAUUCGCUAAUAAGAUGCAUUUACUAAUUUUUUGUUUCGUAAGUAAGCUAAGUAAGUGCUCCUUUGCACAUGUAUAUAUAACUUGUUUACAUGUUUUUACUUUAAGUAGUUGUACACAUUACUUUCCCUCAUCUGACUUUCCUUUCAGCAACUCGCAGUGCCUACACAGUAUUUCAAGUAUUCUAAGCAUUACAUUUGUGUGACUAGCGAUCUAAGAAUCCCUGACCAGUGACUGAACGCUUUCAUAAUACACCUGAGGACCACCGAGCUUAGUAUUUAGGAUUGGAUCGUCUUCAUUUUUGAUGAUCUUAAUGUGGAGAAAAAUGUCCAUUACUUUUACAUCCUACGAUUAGUAUUAUUAAUUCGUUGAUAAAGCGCAUUAUUGCUUAUACAAGUUUUAA
This is a messenger RNA of Drosophila simulans, 3079 nucleotides long. RefSeq names its product PHD finger protein 7 (gene Phf7). The record is from RefSeq and is a predicted model, not a curated record. Lineage: Eukaryota; Metazoa; Arthropoda; Insecta; Diptera; Drosophilidae. The transcript is spliced from 5 exons. Gene Ontology annotation, cellular component: nucleus. Bases 487 to 2103 code for a protein of 538 amino acids.